Paramecium primaurelia is the source of this 1020-nucleotide messenger RNA. Lineage: Eukaryota; Ciliophora; Oligohymenophorea; Peniculida; Parameciidae. The record is from the annotation of a GenBank genome assembly.
GAGAUGAGUAAAGCAAAGUAUUUUUAUUAUGUUUAUUGAUAGAAUCUUAUCAAAAAAUCUGUCCAUUCUGUAAUUAAUGAAAGGAUUCUGCUUAGUAAACUUAGACAUUCUUUUAUUGCCAACAUUCACUAUGCAUUUUAAGAUCAAGUUAACCUUCAUUUAGUGAUGGAUUUAUUAACAAGAGGUGAUUUAAGAUAUCAUAUAGGAAUGAAUCGUCGUUUUACAUAAUAGUAAACAAGUAACAAGAUUAAAUAUUUAUAGAAUUUGUCAUGGCUUGUUUAUUAUUGAGUUUAGAGUACUUACAAAAUAAUGAAAUCAUACAUAGAGAUAUACAACCUAAGAAUGUAGUAUUCGACAAGAUGGGAUAUCCAAGAUUAACAGAUUUUAGGAUUGCAAGAAUAUUAAAACCAGAGAAUAGUUAAGAAACAAAUGGAACUCCAGGAUAUAUGGGUUAGUAAUUAUUUUAACUUUGAUAGCCCCAGAAGUAAUGUGUAGACAGAAUCAUGGAAUAGGAGUUGAUCAUUUUGUUUUAGGAGUUAUAAUACACGAAUUUAUGCUUGGAAGAAGACCCUAUAUUGGUAGAUCUCGUUAGGAGAUCAAAAAGAGAUGAUGUUAACUAAGUAAAUUACUAUCAAAAGAUAAGAUGGUUGGAGUAGUGAAAGUGCAGAUAUUUGUAAUCAAGUAAAUAGAAUUAGUUAAAAAUAGUUAUUAUAAAGAAAAUAAUAAUAUAUAGAUUAGGAUUUUAUGGAGUUCAAUCUAUUAAGAAGCAUUCUUGGUUUUAAAAUAUUAAUUGUUAAAGCCUAAUUGAUAAGACUAAUACCUUCACCUUUUAAUGAAUUAGCCUAUUCUGAAAAUCAAGAUUUUAAGAGAUAGAUUUCAUCAGAUCAUGAUUCUUAGGAUUCUUUGAUUUAAGAAAAUGCAAAUGCUUUGAGAAGGGUUUCUAUUCAAGAUAUCUUCAAAGAUUAUGAAUACAAUGAUCAUGGAAUGACUGGCAGUACUUAUUCCACUCAAAUUUUAUGA